UAACAAGGGAGGAGAUUGGAGAACAAAAAAGGGUAUAAAUAUAGAAGGCGGGGAAAACAAGGGAGUGGGGGAAUCGAGGAGAGGAGGAAAAAAAAACUGACCUUAAGCUUCCAAAACUAGCGAAAAUGCCGCUUUAACUCUCUUCUUCCCUGCUAAAACAGUAGCGAACAAAUUAUUUGUAUUAUUAUAAUUUUAAUCUGUACAUAAUCAAUCUUUGUAAAGCUUCAAUCUUUGUAUAUAUAUAAAUUAUAUGUAUAUGUAUGUAUAGCAUCAAUUGGAUUGUUGCAGCGCAAAGAUUUGUUGUAGGUUUUUGAUAUUGGUGUAUGAGUAGAGUCAGUUUCCGAUGAGUCUCUGGUUGAAUAUCUCCUAAUGCAUUACCCCUUAAGCCGAGAAAGAGUAGAUGGAUUCAGCAAGAAGUUGGUUCCAGAAGUUUCAGCCACGAGAUCGCAUAAGGUCAUCAACGAAGAAGAAAGAUUCAGUGGGUGGUAGUGGAAGAGAAGACCCCCAGCCACCUAUGUCAGCUGAAGAGGCCUCCAAUGUAACGAAGCAGAGGGUCGCUGCAGCAAAGCAAUACAUUGAGAAUCAUUACAAGGAGCAGAUGAGAAAUUUGCAUGAGAGAAAGGAGCG
Capsicum annuum is the source of this 627-nucleotide messenger RNA. Its product is annotated as serine/threonine-protein kinase tricornered-like. The record is from RefSeq and is a predicted model, not a curated record. Gene Ontology annotation, biological process: intracellular signal transduction; peptidyl-serine phosphorylation. Lineage: Eukaryota; Viridiplantae; Streptophyta; Magnoliopsida; Solanales; Solanaceae. Gene Ontology annotation, molecular function: ATP binding; protein serine/threonine kinase activity.